UGAGGUUGAAAGAAGAAGAGUCGGUUAGUUUCCCACCUAUAUAAGUUUGAGCACUUCUUCUCCCUUUCCACAGGCAUCUUCUUGGUCUGCACCUGCUGUCAACAAACCAGCCAUGAUCCUCCAGACUGCUGUUCUCACUGCGCUCCUCUGCUCCGUCCAGGGCUUCUCUAUCCAGGCUGCAUUUGAAAAGACUGAAGAAAACUCUGGCAACACCCUGACGGAUGAUGACUUCAGCGUUUCCACACUGUUGGAAAAAGCCAACGUGAAUGUUGGAAAGAACCUGGAUGAGCCCCUUGUGAUAUCCGGAGACAUAGCAGUGCCAACGGGUCUGCAGAACGCUGAUCCCUGCACCGCCAGAGGCUGCCUGUGGCCUAAAGCCACCGAUGGCAAUGUUUACGUUCCGUACCGCAUUUCCUCUGCAUUCUCCACAAGAGAGAGGAACUUCAUCAUCCAAGGUCUGAGGUCAUUUGCCGAGUCCACUUGCAUUCGCUUCACCCCCUUGCAGAGGGGACAGAGGGACUUUGUGGACAUCCAGUCUCUGUCAGGGUGUUUCUCAUAUAUCGGCCGUCGCGGUAAUGGCCAGCCAUUGUCUUUGAAUCGCCAGGGCUGUGUCUUCAAGUCUAUCAUUCAACACGAGCUGCUCCAUGCCCUGGGCUUCAACCACGAGCAGACCCGUUCCGACCGGGAUCAGCAUGUUCGCAUCCUGCUGCAGAACGUCAUUUCCGGAAUGGAGGGUAACUUCAGGAAGAUAGAAACAAGGAACCUCGGCACUCCCUAUGACUACAACUCGGUCAUGCACUAUUCAAGGUUUGCUUUCUCCAGGAACAGGCAGCCAACCAUCAUUCCCAUCCCUGACAACAACGUCGCCAUUGGCAGGGCCCAGCAGAUGAGUCCGACUGACAUCCUGAGGGUCAAUCGCCUUUAUCAAUGCAAUUCAACUGUCGCCAAACGUGUGUCGUCUAUAAAAACCUGGAGUCAAACCUUGGACACAGUUCACACAGAAGGUCACAGGUCUGCUGGGAUGAUGGUUUGUGUGUCUGUUUUCAGGAGGUCCGCUCUGGCUCUGCUGCUUCUGUCUGCCUGCUGCUGGGCCGACAAUGAGGCAGAGAUUGCCGAGGAGAACUCAGAACUUUCCGUCUCUGAACGUUUGGAGAGAGCCAACAGUAAUCUGAUCCGCUCCAACAAUGAUCCCAUCCUGAUUGGAGGAGACAUCGCCGUUGGCAGUGAGGCCGAGAAAAAUGCCGACCCCUGCACCAGCCGAGGCUGCAUGUGGGGCAAGUGGACUGAUGGGAAGGUCUACAUUCCGUACUACAUCACCAAUCACUUCUCCUCCCGUGAGAAGGCCAUCAUCACCCGGGGGCUGGAGUCCUUCUCCUCCUUCUCCUGCAUCCGCUUCAGGCCCACCAGAAGCAGCGACCGCGACUGGCUGAGCAUCGAGUCCCAGAAUGGCUGCUACUCUUUUGUCGGACGUACUGGCGGUAAGCAGGUGGUGUCGCUGGCCCGCAGCGGGUGCCUUUACCACGGCACCGUCCAGCACGAGCUGCUCCACGCUCUGGGAUUCAACCACGAACAAACCCGCUCUGACAGAGACAACCACAUCAGAGUCAUGCUGCAAAACGUUCAUUCUGGAAUGGAGCACAACUUCAGGAAGAUUGCGACCCUCAACCAGGGCACUCCCUACGAUUACAACUCGGUCAUGCAGUACCACAAGUACGCCUUCUCUAAGAACAACCAGCCCACCAUGAUUCCAAUCCCGAACUCCAACGUGUCCUUCGGCAACGCCAAGGAGAUGAGCCGCAACGACAUCGCCAGGCUCAACACGCUCUACAAGUGCUUUUGA
Messenger RNA from Scophthalmus maximus (turbot), 1840 nucleotides. RefSeq lists its product as uncharacterized. The transcript has 18 exons. Gene Ontology annotation, molecular function: zinc ion binding; metalloendopeptidase activity. Lineage: Eukaryota; Metazoa; Chordata; Actinopteri; Pleuronectiformes; Scophthalmidae. The record is from RefSeq and is a predicted model, not a curated record. The coding region runs from base 113 to 1840 and encodes 575 amino acids. Gene Ontology annotation, biological process: proteolysis.